Messenger RNA from Hermetia illucens (black soldier fly), 3192 nucleotides. RefSeq names its product ankyrin repeat domain-containing protein 12. The transcript has 4 exons. Gene Ontology annotation, cellular component: nucleoplasm. The record is from RefSeq and is a predicted model, not a curated record. Gene Ontology annotation, molecular function: protein binding. The coding region runs from base 941 to 3103 and encodes 720 amino acids. Lineage: Eukaryota; Metazoa; Arthropoda; Insecta; Diptera; Stratiomyidae.
GACCUUUCUCCAUUCAGCAGCGCUCCAAUAACAGCUGUGGAGCUUGGGGCAAUGUGCUUGGCCACGGGUUGGAGUACUACAACGUCGCAGAUAUUGCAGUGCCGAGUGCGACGAGUGUUGCGUUUCCGCUGAUUCUGACUGUGUCCUCGUAGCAGACACACUUGGAACCGUCGUGCGAUUCACUUGUAGUGUCUCGGAACGCUCUCAUUUUGUGAGUUCACAAAUGAUUUCGAAUCUAGAUACGUGUGUGUUGUUGCGAUAGUACGUCGCGGUACUCCGCCCCCUGCGUGUCCCCCCUGUUAUUGCUAUAUUAUCGUCUUGUUGUUAUAUUGCUGUUGCUGUUUUGUUACAAUUACAACGUCGAUGUGGGUGUUUAAAGGCUCUUCUGCGUGAAACAAUGGUUAAUAACUCUCGUCUACGCUUAAUACUUGAACCGAUUCGUGAUGGAAGAACAUAUUACGCAAAAUGUACAAGUGUAAACUGCAAGUUGUAAACCUUUUAAAGUGACGAAAAGUUUUAUUGGUAUAACUUUUGUAUGAUAAAAUCAACUCCUAUUCAAUGUAAAUUUAAGUGAAACUUGAUGUGAUAUCUUUAGACGACAUUUCUGGUUUUUUCCUCUAUCAAAUGUUACUUUACAUUCGUUCGCAACAUAUAACAAAUCAGACUGUUUUUACUUUUAAUUAAACAAACCAUGUGACAACAAUAUAAAUCCAUUAUAUUUAGUAAAUAUACACAACUCUAUAUUCUCCGAUCGUUAGUUUAAUAAUUCCACUAUAUCUAAUAAACGUAUUUAAAGAAAUGUAAACAUAAGCGCUUACGUCUUACCAAAAAUUAAAAAAAGAAAAAAGAAAAUAAAUACAACCAACAAGUAUACUUAGUGUAGGAAUUUCAAAUUGAAAAUAUAAAAUUAAUGCGAAAACGUCAUUAGAGAACUGACAAAAUGAACAAACAAAAUACUCCAGUGCAACGUCGUACACCAGCCUCUCAACAAUCGAAAGACUCGUCUACCACAUCAUCAUCAUCGUCGUCAUCGUCAGGUCGCUCAUCACAACAAAUUAAGAAACCCGCGGAUCAAAAGAAGUCAUCAGACGAUGGGGCCGAGGGAGGAGGUGCCAGUACCUCCAAUACCACAGCGUCUUCGGCGAAUUCAUCUUCUUCAGCGGCGUCGGCAGCAGUUAACAAUAAAGACGAAGAAGAUAUCUAUGAAUUCAAAACAACACCAAAAGACGGUAGUGCAGGGUCCGGUACCGGUAGCGGAGGUGAUGACACCAAAACCGAGUUGCGAAAGAGUGACAAAUCCGCUGUAUCUGAUGACAAAUCUAUGGAAGAAACUCCCGCAACCUCAAGCUCUUCAGGUAGCGGAACGAGCGCUAAUGUGAGCUCAGGUGGGCAAUCCAAAAGACCUUACUCGGAAGUUGAAAAUGUCAAUGAAGACAAUACCGAACAGGAAGACAAUAAACGCAAAAAACGAAAAGAUUCGGAGAAUGUAAAAGAACCAUCAGGAAAAACAGGCUCCGGCAAUCGCAAUGCUCCACAGAGACAAGAUAAAGGUUCGAAAAGUGCAGGCAGUUCUGCGAAAUCUCUGGGGGGCAUAGCGGCCAAAGUUAAUACCAGUCUCGAACGGAAAAGUCCAUGUGCUAGCCCGAAACCAGCCAACAAACAGACAGAUAGUGAUGCGGAAACAGACGAAAACAAAAGUAGUGAUAAUUUCGGCAACGGGGGUCCCAAAGUACCCCCUCUGAAAAUUGUUAUACCUCAACAAAGCUCCAGUGGUGAUAUGGAGACUGGUUCGCGUAACGGAAAAAACAAUUCAAAUCGUAGCCACGCUGCUCUCCCCUAUGUAGUCGCCUCAUCUUCGAAUAGCAACGACUCAUUGACCGCAGAUAAAGAGAGCGCCUCCUCACGAUGCGCUAGCCCCGCAGAAAGCACAGGCAAGGGGAGCUCGUCCAACAUUUCAGCAACUUCUGAAGAGAAAAAUUCAAAAGCAACAAGCGAAGAACGAGCCCAACAACGAGUUUUGAGAAGCUCCCAUCGUUCUGGCGGCAGCGGUCAAGGUGUAGAUCGCGGCUCCAAUAAUUCUUCACCUCAAUUGCAAAGCAGUUCACCUUCACCGGCUGCACCUGCUGCAAGUAAUGAAGCCAACGAGAGCGCAGCCGGAAAAACGUCUGGUACGAGCAAUGCCAGCCCCGCAGCUCCACCGCAGCAUCAAUCUGAAAAUGAGACGACCAUUAAUGCCCCGAGCCCUUCUGCUUCGUCGACAUGCUCAUCGAAAACUGAGCAGCAAAGCACGGUCGAGCUUCAUCCACGCAAGCGUAAAAUCCGUGCCAAGCAGGAGGAGGCCAACAAGUCUACUUCGAACGCAACUUCUAAUCAGUCUAAUGCCGAGACCACUUCUUCUGUUAAUGAGAUUCAUCCGCAUGACCACCCAUUCACUAAUUGCUAUCAGAUGUUCCUCAAUAUUCGCAAACAAAUUGAAAAAAAGCAUCGCACAUUGUUCCCGAUUCAACCUCGUCCGCCGCAAGGUUUCAAGGACUAUUUAAUGAAUCGCAGAACUUACGUCUUACACGGAAAAACACCCUCGGAGCCUACGAUAGCCUUGCCCUCUAAUCUACCGGCUCAAAUGAAGGAUCUUUUUAUAGCGCAGGAGAAGGAACGUCACAAAUUGAAGAUGCAGCACAUUGUGGAGAAGGAGAAACUUGGAUUGACCGUUGAACAGGAAAUUCUACGCGUUCAUGGAAAAGCCGCGAGAAGUUUGGCAUGCCAGUCAGUGCCGUUUUCGGCUUGCACAAUUUUGAAGGACGAAGAGGUUUAUAAUAUGAUAACGCCUGAGCAGGAAGAGAAGGAUCGCAACGCACGAUCGCGUUACAAUGGACGGUUGUUUAUUAGUUGGCUACAAGAUGUGGACGAUAAAUGGGAAAAGAUUAAGGAAGCAAUGGUUCUACGACAUCACAACGAAGCCGAAAGUCUACAUGCUGUACAGAAAAUGGACUGGGAAUGGGGCUUGAAGGAGCACUUGCUUUGUGAUUUUAAUUCUAGACCUGUGAUUGAUGAACAGCACGUACCCAUGGUACACGUGAGCGAUUUCGAUCUAUUGCCGGCAUAAUGGAUAAUAAUUGAUCCGUUUCUAUUUGAAAUUUUAUUUUUAGUUUUAAGUUGAAUGUAAACAAUAAAGCGAUUGUUUUAACAUAAAAA